This is a messenger RNA of Dendrobium catenatum, 3259 nucleotides long. RefSeq names its product DNA replication licensing factor MCM2. Gene Ontology annotation, molecular function: 3'-5' DNA helicase activity; single-stranded DNA helicase activity; single-stranded DNA binding. The transcript is spliced from 18 exons. The record is from RefSeq and is a predicted model, not a curated record. Gene Ontology annotation, cellular component: nucleus; MCM complex. Gene Ontology annotation, biological process: mitotic DNA replication initiation; DNA replication; double-strand break repair via break-induced replication. Bases 155 to 2983 code for a protein of 942 amino acids. NCBI's taxonomy places the organism in Eukaryota, Viridiplantae, Streptophyta, Magnoliopsida, Asparagales, Orchidaceae.
UUUGGCGCGAAAGCUUCCCGCCGACACCAUCCAUUCGGCCCUUAACCCUACAAGGGUUCAACUCCUUUUCCCACUUAGCCGACGUUACCAGCUGCAGGUAGGAGAAUUGAGCUAGAGAGAGGGGCGAGAGCUGAGGAAGAUCCAUUCAAGCUCUAUGGCGGAUCCAGAAAAUCCUGCUUCGAACACUGGAUCGUUUUCAUCGGCGGGUUUCAGCACCGAUCGGCUUCCUCCAGACUCUUCGGGAUCCUCUGACGAGGAGGAAGCUGCCGUCGACCUCCAUGCCCUCAGGGAUGACGAUCUUGACGGCGAUGGUGGCGAUGGGGAGGAGGAGGGCGAAGAUCUCUUCAACGACAACUACUUGAUGGACUAUCGCCAUAUACAGACCCAGGAUCAGUACGAAUCGAUUGGCAUGGAUGAUUCCAUGGAGGACGAGAGAGACCUUGACCAGAUAAUGGCUGAUCGCAGAGCUGCUGAGAUGGAGCUCGACGUAAGGGAGGGGCGCACUGCUGAUGCUAAUCGGAAGCUACCCCGAAUGCUUCAUGAUCAGGACACAGAUGAUGAUGACUAUGUCAGGCGUCCAAAAAGAUUUAGAGCUGAUUUUAGGCUACCAGGUGGACCAAGAAGUGAAGAAGAUGUUGUUGGUACCCCUAGUUCACCUGGAAGAUCAGGGCCUCCCAGGACUCCAAGAGAUGACUUACCCACCACUGAUCAGACAGAGGAUGACACAUAUGAGGAUGAAUACGAUGACGACGCAGAGCUUAAUAUGUAUCGCGUUCAAGGAACUUUAAGGGAAUGGGUUACAAGAGAUGAGGUUCGAAGAUUUAUUGCCAAGAAAUUUAAAGAGUUCUUACUGACAUAUGUGAAUCCAAAGAACGAGCAUGGGGACUAUGAAUAUGUCCGGUUGAUCAAUGAGAUGGUGUUAGCUAACAAGUGCAGUUUGGAGAUUGAUUAUAAGCAAUUCAUUUACAUUCAUCCAAAUAUAGCUAUUUGGCUAGCUGAUGCACCCCAAUCAGUGCUGGAAGUCAUGGAGGAAGUUGCUAACAAAGUUGUUUUUGAUUUUCACAAGAACUACAAAAAUAUUCAUCAAAAGGUUUAUGUACGUAUUACAAACCUACCAGUAUAUGAUCAAAUACGUAAUAUCAGGCAAAUCCAUCUGAACACAAUGAUUCGAAUUGGAGGAGUUGUGACUCGGCGAUCUGGGGUUUUCCCACAACUACAACAAGUAAAGUAUGAUUGCAACAAAUGUGGGGUAAUUCUUGGUCCCUUUUUCCAGAACUCUUACUCUGAGGUGAAAGUAGGAUCUUGUCCAGAGUGUCAAUCAAAAGGCCCGUUCACUGUCAACGUUGAACAGACAAUUUACAGGAACUAUCAAAAGCUUACGCUUCAGGAAAGUCCUGGAAUUGUGCCUGCUGGUAGAUUACCAAGAUAUAAAGAAGUUAUACUUCUGAAUGAUCUAAUUGAUUGUGCCCGUCCGGGAGAAGAAAUUGAGGUUACCGGCAUUUAUACCAAUAAUUUUGACUUUUCACUCAAUACCAAAAAUGGUUUCCCUGUUUUUGCAACUGUUGUUGAAGCAAAUUAUGUUACGAAGAAACAUGAUCUCUUCUCUGUGUACAAGCUUACUGAUGAAGACAAGGCAGAGAUUGAAAAGUUGUCGAAAGAUCCAAGGAUUGGUGAAAGGAUUGUAAAGUCCAUUGCACCAUCAAUUUAUGGUCACGAUGACAUUAAGACAGCAAUUGCCCUUGCUAUGUUCGGGGGACAAGAGAAAAAUGUGAAGGGAAAACAUAGGUUGAGGGGAGAUAUUAAUGUUCUACUUCUUGGUGAUCCUGGUACUGCUAAAUCCCAAUUUCUCAAAUAUGUUGAGAAGACUGGUCAUAGAGCUGUUUAUACAACAGGUAAAGGAGCCUCUGCAGUUGGCCUUACAGCAGCUGUCCAUAAGGAUCCUGUUACAAGAGAAUGGACGCUAGAAGGGGGUGCUCUUGUCUUAGCUGACAGAGGAAUAUGUCUGAUUGAUGAGUUUGACAAAAUGAAUGAUCAGGACAGAGUUAGUAUUCAUGAAGCCAUGGAGCAGCAAAGUAUCAGCAUAUCUAAAGCAGGUAUUGUGACCUCUCUUCAAGCCCGAUGUAGCGUCAUAGCUGCAGCAAAUCCCAUUGGUGGAAGAUAUGACUCAUCCAAGACAUUUUCUCAAAAUGUGGAGUUGACUGAUCCAAUAGUAUCUCGGUUUGAUAUCCUUUGUGUUGUGAAGGACAUUGCAGAUCCAGUAGUUGAUGAAAUGCUUGCAAAGUUUGUUGUUGAUAGCCAUGCUAGGUCACAACCCAAGGGUGGGAACAUUGAAGAUAAAGCUGCAAGCAAUUCCCACGAUGAUUCACUGAAUUCAGAAAGAACCGCAGAUCCUGAUAUUCUUACACAAGAUAUGCUUAAGAAGUACAUAACUUAUGCAAAGUUAAAUGUCUUCCCGAAGUUACAUGAUGCAGAUUUGAACAAGCUUACACAUGUAUAUGCCGAGUUGCGUAAAGAGUCAUCUCAUGGGCAAGGAGUCCCAAUAGCUGUGAGACAUAUCGAGUCUAUGAUAAGAAUGUCAGAAGCACAUGCUAGAAUGCAUUUAAGGAGUUACGUGACGCAAGAGGAUGUAGACAUGGCUAUUCGGGUACUGCUAGAUUCUUUCAUAUCUACUCAGAAAUUUGGCGUUCAGAAAGCACUACAAAAGAGAUUUAAAAAGUACAUCACAUAUAAGAGGGAUUACAACGAACUUCUCCUGCAUCUAUUGCGUGUACUUGUGAAGGAGGCAAUGCAUUUUGAGGAACUCAUGGCGGGCCCAAGUAUUCAUCUUGCUCAUAUUGAGGUGAAGGUGGAAGAACUUAGAAACAAGGCACAGGAGUAUGAAAUUUAUGAUCUUAAACCAUUCUUUUCUAGCACAAAUUUUAUAAAUAGCAACUUCAUUCUCGAUGAAGGCCGGGGUGUGAUUAGACAUCCGGUUGCCAGAUGAAAAUCAUUCUGGAUUUGGCCCUCAAUCUUCCCUUAGUUGGCCUCCUGCUGCUGCUUUAUAAAAGAAACAUGGUAUUGAAAGCUGUUCUAUAUUCCUUUUUGUUGUUAUCCACUACAGCUUUCGAAUUGUCAAAUUUUGUUUUGCUUUUAUUUCGCUAGCCGACCUGCUGGAACUUGGCUUCGAACAAUCUAUUGAUCUUGCCAAAAAUCUGCCAUUUGAUCUUUAUUAUUAUAUAUAAGCUGUCGUCAUAUAUAUAAAAAUAUCUUUGAUGUUUUA